Messenger RNA from Balaenoptera acutorostrata (minke whale), 5635 nucleotides. It is a transcript of the gene SEC24C, whose product is annotated as SEC24 homolog C, COPII coat complex component. Gene Ontology annotation, biological process: COPII-coated vesicle cargo loading; intracellular protein transport; endoplasmic reticulum to Golgi vesicle-mediated transport. Gene Ontology annotation, molecular function: zinc ion binding; SNARE binding. The record is from RefSeq and is a predicted model, not a curated record. Bases 1167 to 4529 code for a protein of 1120 amino acids. Lineage: Eukaryota; Metazoa; Chordata; Mammalia; Artiodactyla; Balaenopteridae. Gene Ontology annotation, cellular component: endoplasmic reticulum exit site; COPII vesicle coat. The transcript has 24 exons.
AAAUAAGAGGAGGACAUCUGUCAAGUUUAAUGUAGUGACCUGUGCGAGGUUUAGGAUUUGGAAGAACAGCUCCUGAGAUGGCUUUGAAAUUUAAAGAGUUCUAGUCCAAGAGCAGCUCAGCUUUUCUGUAGUCAAGAUGGCCCUACCUAGCAAAGGGGAGAGACCCAUUGUUCCAUUGCAGUAGCUGUGAGCUCUUAUGCUUCCUGGGUCCCUUCUGUGUAUAGGAUAGUUGGAAUGAUCAGGCUAUGAAGAGUAGAUGUGAUCAGAUAGUCCUGUUCUUGGAAGGACCUUGGAAAGGCUCUCCAAUUUAUUCGUUUGUUGCUGGGCAAGAUUGUAAUAAUUUUGGUGGUGGCCUAGAUUCAUUACAAGCAUAUAAGAGCAGAAACAGGAGAGUUGGAGAAGUGCAUUGGGAUUUGGAAUACUUAUAGUCCCCUCUGCUUGAAGGAUAAGGUGAAUGAUCUUUUCCCAUGAAAUCUAACUUUGCCACUGAUCUUUGAACUGUUUCCCUAGGUUAUUGUGAGAAGUUUUUGUGCCAGGCCUGCACUCAGUUCUAAUCUGAUACCUUGCUAGAGUUUUCAGCUGUCCUUUACAUUUAGUGAUUUUAAUGCUUCAGUUCUAAAGUCCAUGUACUCUUUUGGUGGGAAGACUGGGGAUGGAGUAGCACUUGAUUUACUGCAGUUUAGCCAAAGAAUGUCAUUUUUCUAACCGGUUACUCUAAAAUUUGUCUUUUGAGGGGGAGGGAAUUUAGCUAAUCUGUCUUAGACAUGUAGUCUGAGUGAUUAAAAAUGACUAGCACACUAGAGGGUAUUCCGUUUUGUGGAAUGAAUGGAUGCUAGAGUGAAUGAAUGGAAAGUGGGAGCAUUGUUUCAUUUACCUGUAAUAUCACAAUAGUUCAUCAGUGGCAGGACUUCUUGUAUGACUAGACACUAGAAAUCAUACCACUGGGGAAUGGAGGCUGCUGCUCCAUUCCAGUGGGCCUAUCUGAGGUUGAAAUUUAUACCCUCUUGGCAGUGACAAGGCAUAGGGUUCAGAGUAACAAAAUCCUUACUUUGAGGAGGCAGUCUGUCUGCUGUCUGGGGAAGAAAAUUACAAAGAUCCUGUAGUGUGAGAAUGAUUAGGCUGAUCACUGCCUGAUAAGGUGAGACCAAGUCGGGGAUGCUCUCAUAAUGAACCUUAACCAGUCAGCUCCACCUGUGCCGCCGUUUGGGCAGCCCCAGCCUGCCUACCUAGGGCAUCAUCAAUCCAGCUAUGGUGGGCAGCCAGGGUCCACAACCGCCCCCACUUCCUAUGGAGCCUACAAUGGCCCAGUACCAGGCUAUCAGCAAACCCCUCCCCCAGGUGUUUCAAGAGCCCCACCUUCUUCAGGGGCACCUCCAGCCUCGACAGCACAGGGCCCUUGUGGCCAGACUGCAUAUGGCCAGUUUGGACAAGGAGAUGUACAGAAUGGGCCAAGCUCCACUGUUCAGAUGCAGAGGCUCCCUGGGUAUCAGCCAUUUGGGUCAGCCGUAUUGGCCCCUGUGGUCAGCCAGCCAGCUGUGCUUCAGCCCUAUGGCCCUCCCCCAACAAGCGCACAGGUGACUGCUCAGCUGGCCGGAAUGCAGAUCAGUGGUGCUGUGGCCCCAGCCUCUCCACCUUCAGGGCUAGGCUAUGGCCCACCAACAUCGCUGGCCUCAGCCUCAGGAAGUUUCCCUAACUCUGGUCUGUAUGGCUCCUAUCCUCAGGGCCAAGCUCCUCCCCUUGGCCAGGCCCAGGGUCAUCCUGGGGCCCAGCCUCCCCAGCGAUCUGUCCCACCACAGGCCUCCAGCUUCACACCCCCAGCUUCAGGGGGUCCUCGGAUGCCUUCGAUGACUGGUCCUCUCUUGCCUGGACAGAGUUUUGGGGGGCCCCCAGUGAGCCAGCCCAACCAUGUGUCCUCACCUGCUCCUCAAGUUCUGCCCCCUGGCACCCAAAUGACUGGGCCCCCAGGACCACCACCACCACCUAUGCACUCCUCCCAGCAGCCAGGCUAUCAGCUGCAACAAAAUGGUUCCUAUGGACCAACCCGGGGCCCUCAGUCCAAUUAUGGAAGUCCCUACCCAGGAGCAGCCGCUUUUGGAAGUCAGCCUGGGCCUCCUCAACCAUUGCCUCCUAAGCGCCUGGACCCUGAUGCCAUCCCGAGCCCUCAACUCAAUGAGCUGCCUCCUCAGCAGAAAACCAGGCACAGAAUAGACCCUGAUGCCAUUCCUAGUCCAAUUCAGGUUAUUGAGGAUGACAGGAACAACCGGGGUUCAGAGCCAUUUGUUACUGGAGUACGGGGCCAGGUGCCACCCUUAGUCACCACCAACUUCCUCGUGAAAGACCAAGGGAAUGCAAGUCCCCGAUAUAUCCGAUGCACAUCCUAUAAUAUCCCUUGCACAUCUGACAUGGCUAAGCAGGCUCAGGUGCCCCUGGCAGCUGUCAUCAAGCCGCUGGCAAGGCUGCCCCCAGAGGAGGCUUCACCGUAUGUCGUCGACCACGGGGAAUCUGGCCCUUUGCGCUGCAAUCGCUGCAAAGCAUACAUGUGCCCUUUCAUGCAGUUCGUUGAGGGAGGGAGGCGCUUCCAGUGCUGCUUUUGCAGCUGUAUCAACGAUGUUCCCCCCCAGUAUUUUCAACAUCUGGAUCAUACCGGCAAACGUGUGGAUGCUUAUGACCGUCCUGAGCUGUCCCUGGGUUCUUAUGAAUUCUUGGCCACUGUAGAUUACUGCAAGAACAAUAAGUUCCCCAGCCCUCCUGCCUUCAUCUUCAUGAUUGACGUCUCCUACAAUGCCAUCAGGAGUGGUCUUGUUAGGCUCCUCUGUGAGGAGCUCAAGUCACUGUUAGACUUCCUGCCUAGGGAGGGCGGGGCAGAAGAGUCAGCAGUCCGCGUUGGCUUUGUCACCUAUAAUAAGGUGCUCCACUUCUACAAUGUGAAGAGCUCAUUGGCCCAGCCACAGAUGAUGGUUGUAUCUGACGUGGGUGACAUGUUUGUGCCACUGCUGGAUGGCUUCCUGGUCAAUGUCAAUGAGUCUCAAGCAGUCAUCACCAGCUUAUUGGAUCAGAUUCCAGAAAUGUUUGCAGACACAAGGGAGACAGAGACAGUAUUUGCCCCAGUUAUCCAGGCUGGGAUGGAGGCUCUGAAGGCUGCUGAGUGUGCAGGGAAGCUCUUUCUGUUCCACACCUCCCUGCCCAUUGCAGAGGCCCCAGGGAAACUGAAGAACAGAGACGACAGGAAGUUGAUCAACACAGACAAGGAGAAGACUCUGUUCCAGCCUCAGACAGGUGCCUAUCAGACCCUGGCCAAAGAGUGUGUGGCCCAAGGCUGCUGCGUAGACCUCUUCCUCUUCCCUAACCAGUAUGUGGAUGUGGCCACGCUCUCUGUUGUACCCCAGCUCACUGGUGGCUCUGUCUAUAAAUACGCUUGCUUUCAGGUGGAAAAUGACCAGGAGCGGUUCCUGAGUGACCUGCGUCGGGAUGUACAGAAGGUCGUUGGCUUUGAUGCUGUGAUGCGGGUCCGGACAAGCACUGGUAUCCGUGCUGUAGAUUUCUUUGGGGCUUUCUACAUGAGCAACACAACAGAUGUGGAGCUGGCUGGGCUGGAUGGGGACAAGACGGUGACUGUGGAGUUCAAGCAUGACGAUCGGCUCAAUGAAGAGAGUGGAGCCCUCCUGCAGUGUGCCCUGCUCUACACCAGCUGUGCAGGGCAGCGACGGCUCCGCAUCCACAACCUCGCCCUCAACUGCUGCACUCAGCUGGCUGAUCUGUAUCGAAACUGUGAGACUGACACGCUCAUCAACUACAUGGCCAAGUUUGCAUACCGGGGGGUCCUGAACAGCCCUGUGAAGACUGUUCGUGACACUCUCAUCACUCAGUGUGCCCAGAUCCUGGCCUGUUACAGAAAGAACUGUGCCAGCCCCUCCUCUGCAGGACAGUUGAUCCUUCCUGAGUGCAUGAAGCUACUCCCAGUUUACCUGAACUGUGUAUUGAAGAGUGAUGUCCUGCAGCCUGGAGCUGAAGUCACAACUGAUGACCGGGCCUAUGUCCGACAGCUGGUUACCUCCAUGGAUGUGGCUGAGACCAAUGUCUUCUUCUAUCCUCGGCUCCUACCGUUGACAAAGUCUCCCAUUGAGAAUACCACUGAACCACCAGCAGUUCGAGCAUCUGACGAGCGUCUAAGCAACGGGGAUAUAUAUUUGCUGGAGAAUGGGCUCAACCUGUUCCUCUGGGUGGGAGCAAGUGUCCAGCAGGGUGUUGUCCAGAGCCUCUUCGGUGUCUCCUCCUUCAGUCAGAUCACCAGUGGCUUGAGUGUUCUGCCAGUUCUGGAUAAUCUGCUGUCCAAGAAGGUGCGAGGCCUCAUUGACAGUUUGAGGGCACAGAGAUCACGGUACAUGAAGCUUAUUGUGGUGAAACAAGAGGACAAGCUGGAGACACUGUUCAAACACUUCCUGGUGGAAGACAAGAGCCUGAGUGGCGGAGCAUCCUAUGUGGACUUUCUCUGUCAUAUGCACAAGGAGAUUCGGCAGCUACUGAGCUAGAGCAUGUGGGUAAACAAUAUAGGGUCCAGGCCAGCUUCCAGAAAAUACCCCAGGACAGCAGAGAAAUUGGGACAGUUCCAUACAUUGUAAGUCAUAUAAGCUGACCUCAGUCUCUUUGGGGGGAGGGGGAGGUAUAAGGAGACACCUUCUUUCUGGGCUCAAGUAUCCUACCACUCUGUCAUGUCCUGCUGUUGGAAGGUGCCCCUAUCCCCUCACUUUACCCUCAUUUUCCUGCUAAUCCUGUCGUAAUGAAUGUAGUUUCUCAGUUCACUGUAUAUGAUUUGGUGAUGGGGGAUUUGGAGCCAGACCCUGAUUAAUAUUAUGUGUCCCUUUGGACCAGCCUCCAAGAAGAGAAGGGCAGGCAGGAAGGAGUGAGGAUCCCAGGGUUAUUACAGGGGGAGGGGCUGCUAAUUCAGCUCAUUGUCAUCAACAACUUCCUAUAUUAGGGAUAAACAUACAUACAGGUGCACAAGAGCUGGGGUAUAGACCAUAGAUGGUAGAGAGAAAAGUGGUCAGUCUUCUUGGGCCUGGAAGUCAACAGCCAACUCAGAGUGACUGAGGGUGGUUGAUUAGCUUUCUUGCUCUGCUUCCACUGAUCUUUCUCUCUCCUGAAAUGACUGGUGAUCACUUGGUGAAGAGGCACGUAAUCAGAAAUGAAUGAGCGUGAGAACAGAGUUGCAAAGUAUAUUAAGACCUGGUAGUGGUAUCAGCCUCCUUUCCAGCUGGAGAGGCCCCAACACUGGAUGGUUCUGUAGGGAGCCUGGUCAUCAACUUGCAAUACCUCACAGAGCCAGCCCACAUCCCACUCUGAGCUCCCGCUGGAAGCACUGCUCUCCAAGCUGGAGGUUGUUGGGGAGAGAGGCAGAGGUGGCUAGUCUCUCCUGCUAGGACACCACUCAGGCUUUCGUACUGACAGAGUGGCUGACAGUUAUCUUCCAACCCCACCUGGCUGGGGCAGGACAAGGGCUAGGCUUGAUGGUGGCCAGGCUUGCCUGCUCCCAGCCCGGGACGCCCCUGCUCUGGACCUCUCAUUUCUCUUCGUUGGUUUAUUUUUCAAUGCAUCUUUAAUUUGUAAAGAAAUAAAAUAAAUUAAGAUGUAACCAGCA